Polychytrium aggregatum is the source of this 2494-nucleotide messenger RNA. RefSeq lists its product as uncharacterized. The record is from RefSeq and is a predicted model, not a curated record. Lineage: Eukaryota; Fungi; Chytridiomycota; Chytridiomycetes; Polychytriales. The coding region runs from base 73 to 2160 and encodes 695 amino acids. The transcript is spliced from 10 exons.
CGUCCCGUUGGCUUCAUCGACUGCUCGGUCUGCAUCCUCCGUCGAUAGUCCUUCCCAGCCAGCUACUUCCCAAUGACACUCAUACCCAUCGUUGACUCCAAGGCACCGCGCGUGCUCAAGCUCCAGCUCAUGCCGAAGGGGCCGCAGGUGCACGCUCUUGACUAUGACAAGCGAAUGAUGGAUCUGUCCGAUUCGCAUCGGUCCGAGAUGCGCAAGAAGCUCUAUGGAGACGACCGAGACAACCGCACGAUGCCCUACAGCUAUCUCGAGGCCGGCACGCACCAGCUGUGCUAUGCCGACGAAAAGCCGCCGCCAUGGAAAUCGACGAUGCAGGGGGACUACAUCACCAAGCGUCUGGAUCGUACCGAGCUUCAUCGAGUCAACGCCGAGAACAGCGAAAUAUCGGCAUUCAUCAAAGCCUCUCAUUUCAAGAUUGAAGGGCCCGAGUCGACCUCGGAGACGCCCAUCAGCACCACCCGCCGAGACUUUGCGACAAAAUCGAUGCAGAGCGUCGGAAAACACGACCCGAAGAGACUCAUGGAGUCCUACCAGGCGUUUCCUCCAAUCUAUCGAGACGAGCAUCUCGAGACGACAAGGUCCCAGUACCAAGAGUCGUUUUCCUCACGAUCGGGGAUAAAGGAUGUCUCUGUGGUCCAUGCCAAGGUUCCAACUGGGACCCACAUCAGUCUCGGCGGCGACUCGCCGGACUGGGAGUCUGUCACAAGCCGUGCUUAUCACCAAUCCCCCAAGCUCGGCCGUGUCGAUCGAGUGCUGGUCAAGAAAGUCGAGGCCAAGAGCUCGGUCCUGGACAACCCUGACGGGGAAGUCGACCCCAACCUCGAUCGCUCCAAGUUGAUGGUCGACACCAAGGGAUUCAUAAGCGAGAUCAAGGCCACGCACUUCACGCUCGGCAACUCGACCGACAACCAGCCGCGGUCGCAGUAUCAGGCAUCUUUCAUCCAACAUGGAGUCGACAGCGUCCCUGCCACACAACGGUUCCGCUACAUCCCCAGCAACGUACACUUUGAGGAAGAAGAGACCACGCCGUUCAAGUCGACAAGCUCACACCACAUUGACUUUCAGCAGAAGAAGCUCAAGAGCAGCGGCAUCAUCGUCGAGGGCAAUGGCCGGGCUCAGGAAACCAAGCACUCGGAUGGACACACAUCCGUUUCCCUCGGCACCGACAGCAACGAACCAGCCACCUCGGUCACGACGCUCUCCUAUCCGUCGCCCAAUAGCCGCGACCCCGAAGUCUACCGCAACCGCAGCACCUUCCGGUUCCGUUCUCAAUACAACCCAAUCUCGAAUGAGCCGGACGACCAGUCGCGCCAGCAAAGCCUCACCCGAUCCAACUUUCUGCCAUUCGAUCAGCGAGCCGUCAGGUCGAUUGGGCGAGCGGCUGGGCACGUCGCUGGCGUUCACGACUAUUCCCAGGGCCACUCCGACCCUCAUCCCGCUGGCUCAGGCGACGGAGAGCUCAAUCUACUGCACGAUUAUCGGCAGGUCAACGAGGCCGGAAACGCCACCAAGGCCUUCUUGAGAGGCCACCACUUUGAGCUUGGAUCUGGGGCGUCUCCGGGCACGGGUCCGACGUCGCAUUCGGAGCACUUCCAGAACGUCAAGCCCACAGACAAGGCCGAGCCGGUGCCGCUGGACUAUUCCUAUGAGACAACCUUGCAAAACACGGUGACGAGAUACCCCAUGGACUCGGCGACGUUCGAGUCCGUCAGCCAAAAGACAUACGGCAACUUCCCUUUCGCCCCCGACCCAGCCUUGCCCGUCCCGGCCAAGCCCGACACGAUCCAAGAGUACAUCUCGACGUUCCCAACGGCCUCGCACUUGCCAAAGCGUCCUCGGCCUGCGAGCACCUCUCGCUCUGCACCAGCGGCCGGAGCCGAGUCCGCCGGCUUGAGCGCCUACCACGAGCAAGCACGUGGGUCGGUGGCCGGGUCUGCCCCCGCUGUCUUCAAGCCGGACAUGUCGACAGUCACCCGCCGCAGCUUUGUCCCGCCCGAGGUCAUGGUCUACAAGCAGCCCACCGAUAUCCAUCUCGACUUUGACCUCAAGCGGCAGUGGGAAAAGCAGUACCCCGAGGCCGCUGCGGCGCUGCGAGAGCGACACAGGCGAACGGCAGAAUCAGCCGCAGUCGCAUCUGCCUGAGGAAGCUCGAGCCGCUGAAAGCACAAAUUCCAAACUCCAGGCUCCAAACUCCAAACUCCAAACUCCAAACUCACCAGCAAUACCACAAGAAGACGCGGCUUAUCGCGCCUGACUUUUCAGAAACAGGUCGGGGACUGUGUUUCUCGGUCUGCUCGAUCUCGAUGCGGCCCGAAUUAGGCCCUUCUCCCUCAAGCCUCAAGUCCCAAUCACACCACACUACACCACACCUCACCACACCUCACCAUACUUCAUCACAUCACAUCUACAUGCCCGUCCGACAACAGGGCCACAAGAUGACACUGCCGCGGAUCCGACAGGCUCUGUUUGGAAACAC